AUGGAGAACCAGAGGGGCCCGAGGAAGCCCCUGGCAGCCAGGAGAGCCCGGUCUCUGGACAGGCCGAAGGCCCCGCCGAGGGGCUCCACGUCAGGGAACCUCUCCCAGGCCGCCUCGCCCAGGAGGGCGCUCCGCCGGACGGCCAGCGAUGGCGCCAAGGGUCCUGAGAGCCCGGCUCUGUCUGUGGGGUCAGCAGCCCUGCCUCCGGAAGACGUGGGAGAGCAGAGGCCCCUGCAAGACGCCAAGAGAGACAAGGCCCCGAGGUGGUGGGCCCAGCCGAGAUGGCUGAAGACACUCCUGAGCUUCCUGUUGAGGGCGGCCCCCGAGGAGCCCAAAGAAAAGGCCGGCAGGAGGCCAAGAGGGAAGGAGGGCUUCCCCCAGGCCUCAGAGCCCCCAGAGGCUGCAGGGGAGCCAGCCUGCAGGAAGAAAGUCCAGGACACGAAGGGCAGCCGCAGGAAAUCUGGCUCCAAGAGACCCAGUCAUGAGGAAACCAACAGGACUCAAGACGUGGAGGCUGGAGGCCAAGAGGCAGGGCGGCCCAGGCUGAGCCCGGCUCACGGAGGUGGGGAAGAUGACCAACUCCAUCAGUCCUUGCUCACCGAAGGGGAAGGUGUUGGAGUCGCAGACGUCUGUCCCCAAGCCACAGAUCCCCGGCAAGAAGAGGCGCUCACAAAGCCUGACCAGGACGUGGUGAUCCAGAUGAUCGUGCAGCUGCUCAGAAGAGUGGGAGACCAGCUGGAAGAAGAGGUGAGGGUGGGACCAGCUCUCCCCGCCCCAGCCCGCGCUCUCAGGAAGCGAUCCCACGAGCGGAAGUCCAGCCUCAAGAGCGCCUUCUCUCCCAGGAAGCCCAGCUCCGAGGCGCCCAGGGCGGCAGGGCCUGCAGACGGCUCCAGCUCAGACGCCCGGCCGCCCAAGAGGCCCGGCUUUCUGCCCCUGUGUGUUGGUGGCCACCGGCCCUCCAUCCCCGGCAGCCCAGGACGUCAGGGACCCGAAGUGGCCCUGCAGCUGGACAGAGCCUCAGAAUCCAAGGAAUUCAUCCGGAAGAUCACUGCCCUCCUUCGAGACGUGGAGGGUCAGGGGUCAGAGCGGCUUCAAGUCCAAGAGGCCCCGCCCUGCAGGAGCACAUCUCAUGAGAAAAAGUCCACAUGCAAGAAGGCCUUUGCUCAGAAGAGGCAUGGCUCCAAGGAGCCCAAGAGAGCCGGGGCCGCAGCUGCCGGCAGCCCGGACCCCCGGCCACCUAAGAGGCCCAGCUUUCUGCCCCUGUGUGUUGGAGGCCACCGGCCCUCAGUGUCUGGCAGCUUUGCAGGUAUCGCGGGAAUGGACCGGGGCAUCACUCAGUCCCUUAACUCCGUCUUCUCUGCCGUAGAGGAGCUCCUGGUCCGGGAGCUGGUGGCCCUUCUCCAAGCGUGGGACGGCCAGCUGGGGAAGCAGAUCAGGCGGCACCCCAGCCUCAAGAUGGUUUUUUAUGAGUUUCCAGAUUCUUCUCUCAGGACGCUGGUGGCCACCCUGCGCAGCCAGGAGGCCCCCUCCCCCGGCUCGGCUCGGAGCCUCGUCGGGAGACCCUACCCGUUUGCCUUGAGCUUGGCUAACAAAUUUGCUGGCAACCACAGCCACGCCAGCUGCAGGCUCAUGGGCUCCAGGGGCCACUGCUGCCAGCACAGUUAUGCCCACUUCCCGCACACCGAGGGCCAGCUGAACAUCACGAGUCCUGAGAGCCAAAGUCCAGAUUGA
Lepus europaeus (European hare) is the source of this 1731-nucleotide messenger RNA. It is a transcript of the gene BNIP5, whose product is annotated as BCL2 interacting protein 5. Bases 1 to 1731 code for a protein of 576 amino acids. NCBI's taxonomy places the organism in Eukaryota, Metazoa, Chordata, Mammalia, Lagomorpha, Leporidae. The record is from RefSeq and is a predicted model, not a curated record. The transcript has 11 exons.